AUGUCCGACUCUUUCACAAGUUCCUCGUACUACUACAGUUCCACAACCAACGGCAGCGACGGCAAGACUACAACCGGACACAGGUAUUCGACAACUUCAUACACCGAACCCGACGGCACAACAAUCGUACGUACCGCCCAGCAAGAUUUAGGCCAACCAGCGGUCGUUGAAGAGCGGCGCUACGACAACACAGGUCAGGAACAGCUGUCUUUACCAGAGCCCUCGAGUGGUACCUCUGCAGGCGGAGUGCGGCGCAUCACAGAGCUAGAGGACGAUGUUUCAAAUUCCACGCCUAACGCCCUGGCUGAUAUCGGGGGUAAGGCGGCUCAGCUCUUGGAUGGGGACGGCGAGGACGAUUCGUUUAAUUUGGUUUCUUCGCCGCUGGGGUCUAGGGUUUAUGACUCUGUGACCGGUACUUAUAAUGACCAGCCCGAGUAUGAUAUCGGUGGGGUUACUAGGCGUCACCAGGAUAGAGGGGUUGCUGGUGAUCGGAGCCUCGGAAAGAAUGUGGGUUUCGGCGCGGAUGGCUUCUCGUCUUCGGCGAGGGGGAACCGCAUGUAUGAGGAUCCUAGUACGGGCACUAGGCUACGGAGAGAGUCCGAUGUGAAUGUUACGGAUGUACUGUAG
Molecule: messenger RNA, 627 nt
Organism: Penicillium vulpinum
Lineage: Eukaryota; Fungi; Ascomycota; Eurotiomycetes; Eurotiales; Aspergillaceae
Exons: 1
Coding region: 1-627 (208 amino acids)
Source: RefSeq, a predicted model, not a curated record